This is a messenger RNA of Zea mays, 2768 nucleotides long. RefSeq lists its product as uncharacterized. The transcript has 3 exons. The coding region runs from base 1656 to 2576 and encodes 306 amino acids. Gene Ontology annotation, molecular function: protein binding. The record is from RefSeq and is marked validated. Lineage: Eukaryota; Viridiplantae; Streptophyta; Magnoliopsida; Poales; Poaceae.
AAUGAUUUGAAAAUGAUGGUAUUCCAUCAGCAAGCAGCCCAUGCAUGGACAAACUUGCGUGUUUCAAAGCUGCGUUACAAGGCAAUACUUCUUAUUACAAUACUGUAAUUCAGAAGACACAAAACACGCCACGAAACCACGCGCGUCACGCUCAUCUGGAAGUUGAUGCAACGAACCUAAUGACGUAACUGACGCCCUACCAUGCACAACGGAAAUUGAGCCAGGUAUGAAUCUCACUGUAGCUAGCUUUGAUUGGUCAGUUUAUUGAGACGAUCCGGACGCUGCUAUUGACAAACUGUCAUGGGGACUACUGGAUUGUAGAUAGACUAUUGAGACAUGUAUCAUGAUGACGUCAUAAAGAAAUCCUAAAUUGGUUAGAUUUGGAUAAAAUUUGUACUGCUGGCCCUCCUCUGAAAAUGAGAGGAAAUGUUUUCUGACUCUGUUUUGGGCCCAUAUCAUACUAGAACAGUAAGAGUGACAUAUUUUAAAUGUUGUUCUUCAAAGAGUGUAGAGUACUAGAGUGGACAUCUAACUACAUGGCGACAACAAUGAUAAAGGCAAUUUAACUGUAUGUAUGGACUAGGAUAGCAUCCCAACUAUCUACAAUGGAUUGUUCAUGAGAUUGCUAUAAGGAUUGUCCAUGAUACCAGUAGGUAGAGAUGGCCAAACGGGCCGCCCGGCCCGGGCCCGGUGAAGCCCGACCAAAAACCGGGCCGGGUCUGCUGAGUCAGCGGGCUUAAUUUUCUGUCCAAGCCCGACCCACACUGGGCCUAAACGGGCCGGGCCGGCCUGUUUAGCACGAAAAAAACGGGCCGAAAAGCGGGCUAAACGGGCCGGUAAGCACGUUUUAGUGUAAAAAACGGGCUUAACGGGCUUAGAGGUAAACGAGCCGUGCCAGGCUAGCCCGCCGUGCCUAGUUUCCUAUCAAGCCCGCCCGCUUAUUCUACCGUGCCGGGCUCGGACCGGGCCCAAAAAACGGGCUUCGUGCCGGGCUCACGGGCCUCGUGCUUUUUGGCCAUCUAUACCAGUAGGGUACGUACAAUCCGAUUGUAUUUAUAUUCUAGUAUGAUUGUAUGUGGACUCUUAAGUGUCUCUUGUACUUAGAAAACCAAACCUUCAAACCGAUUGUGCGGUCACACCUUGUCCCCCAACUCCCGCCCGGAUCUCCAUCGCCACGCACUUCUCUGCUACUGAUCUUUAGCCAAAACAAUGCCGCGGAUGACGUGGCUAUGAUUUCCCAAGGCAACAAUAUCCACUUGAGCCAGUUCCUUGUCCAGAAGCUGAACCAUCCACUGAUCCACCCGAAAAGCGCGCUAUUUUUAUACGGCCACCACCAGGUCAGCAAGGCAGCCGGCGCCUAGUUCUCUCCUCCAUCGCAACUCCCACGACCCUUUUCCAAGUCUCGCCUCCACGGCUCGUCGGCUCCAUCCCUAUUCCUCUCGAGUCGCCUCCGUCCCCUUUGUUCACCCCAGACCCCACGCGUGUGGCUUUGAAAGAGCACCCUCAUGCAUGGUCUGGCCGGUUGAAUUGAAGGAGAACUGGGCGACCGGCGGUUAUCCAACUGUCUCUAACCGGAUAGAGAAGAAAGUGCUCCACUCUCCAGACAAGGUACCGAACUCCCCUCGCAUUGCGCGUGUCGAAUUUUUGCAAACUGCAUGGGGGCUGGGGCGUCGAGCGUGGUGGCGCCGGACGGGUACGGCCGGGGGUGGGGGCAGACGUCGCUGGGCGACAUGCCGGAGAGCUGCAUCGCGGCGGUGCUGCUCUACCUCGGCCCGGCUGAGAUCUGCCAGGUGGCCUGCCUCAACCGGACGUUCCGGGACGCGGCCUCCGCCGACUGCAUCUGGGCCGCCAAGUUGCCCUCCAACUACAGGUACCUCGCCGCACUCGCGGCCGCGGCCGACGACGACUGCGCUUGCGAUGACGCGGCCGAAGGCAGUGGCAGGUGCUGCUCCUCUGCGGCGAUCAAGAAGGAGGUAUACGCGCGCCUCUGCCGGCCCACCCGGUUCGACGGCGGCACCAAGGAAUUUUGGAUCGACAAGAACAAGGGAGGUUUCUGCAUGUCCAUCUGCUCAAAGGCUAUGUCGAUCACAGGGAGAGAUGAUCGGAGGUAUUGGAGCCACCUAUCCACAGAGGAAUCAAGAUUUCACGGCGUCGCUUAUCUUCAGCAGAUUUGGUGGCUUGAGGUCGGCGGGGAGAUUGACUUCUGCUUUCCUGCCGGUUCAUACAGCCUAUUCUUCCGGCUACGUUUGGGCCGACCGCACAAGCGGAUGGGCCGCCGAUGCCAUGGCUCCGAGAAUAUCCACGGUUGGGACAUCAAACCGACACGGUUCCAGCUUUCAACCUCAGAUGACCAGCACACUACAUCUGAGUCUCACCUAGUUAACCCUGGAAGAUGGACCCUUUACCACGUCGGUGAUUUCAUCGUAUCGAGUUCAGACGAGGUGACGGGACUCAAGUUCUCUAUGAUGCAGAUCGACUGUACGCAUACAAAAGGCGGCCUGUGUGUUGAUUCAGUCUGUAUAUACCCCAAAGAUCUCGGAUAUGAGGACUGCGUGUUCUGCCAGAAAGUUUUGUAAGAGCGCUUGAGUUUCUUGGCUAGACUUUUUUUUCUUCUUUUUCGGGUCAUUCUUGUCCAAAAUGGUAGUGCGCAAAAAAAAAAAUCCCUGAGGACCCGUUUGUUUCGUUGGAAUUGAAUUCCAUUUUAAUAAUUAUAAUUUAGACAAAACUAAUUAAGUUUAUAUAUUUAUAUAUGUAAUAUAUUUGUAUAU